Molecule: messenger RNA, 801 nt
Organism: Corylus avellana
Lineage: Eukaryota; Viridiplantae; Streptophyta; Magnoliopsida; Fagales; Betulaceae
Source: RefSeq, a predicted model, not a curated record
AUGGCUCCUCCUCCUCCGCGUCCAAUCGUCGUUCGUCAAGUUUGGCAAGACAACCUCGAGCAGGAAUUUUCCGAAAUCGCAAGAGCUCUCUCCCAUCAUCAUUUAGCCGCCUUCGACUCUGAGUUCCCCGGCGAAGUCUUCCCUUCUACCAGCCGCCACUACUCCGAUAUGUCUUCCGCUGAGAAUUACCUGCAUAUGAAGCGCAACGUGGAUGCCACUAAGAUCAUCCAAUUGGGUCUCACUCUCUCGGAUGCUAAGGGGGAUUCUUGCUAUGUUUGGGAGUUUAAUUUCAAAGGUUUCGACAAGGAAACCGAUCUUCACAAUUCGGAGUCCAUCCAAUUACUAGAGCAGCAGGGGAUUGACUUGAAUAAAAACCGAGAAAAGGGCAUCGAAUCUAAGAAGUUUGUGAGGCUAAUCUUCAACUCUGGCCUCUUGUCGAAUUCCAAAAUCGUUUGGAUCACCUUCCACGGCGCAUAUGAUUUUGGCUACUUAAUCAAAAUCUUGAUUGGGCGAGAACUGCCAUCUGAUCUCAUGGAGUUUAUUCGUUUGGUGCUAUACUUCUUUGGGUACAGGGUGUAUGAUAUCAAACACAUGAUCAAGUCGUGUAAGGGGCUGUAUGGAGGUUUGGAGAAGGUGGCCAACACUCUUGGGGUUAACCGUGUUGCGGGGAAAAGUCAUCAGGCGGGUUCUGAUAGUUUGCUCAUCUUGCACACAAUUAUAAAACUAAAGGACGUUUACUUCGGCGGUCAGCUUUGGAUGAAUUUUCGGUUGACUUUAUACAGUCUAGAAAUCCAAACUUAA